AUGCGCGCGCACAUAUCACAAUACGCGACAACUUCGGACGGCAGGGGCUACGGAUUAAUAUGGCCGUCCCUCCUUCGAAAGCACGAAACUUUCGAUACGUGCGUCGACGCGGUAGGCACAGUCGUCGUCUGGGUUGCGUCGAAAAACUCGCGUAAACGAGGAUAUGUUGGUGUGCUCGCACGCUCUGAGGGAGGCUCGAGAGACACCCUCUCACGCGCGCAUUUCUUUCACUCGCGGCACCAAAGCGCACCACCCGCGUUACCCGUACAACUCACUCGCGUAUAUCACCCCCGUUUUCCACGCGCUCCCCCUAUCUCAUUCUCUCGCUCCCUCCUCUCUAUCUCCUUCUCUCUCUUACACACACUCUCUAUCACUCCUUUCCCCCUCUCUCCCUCGAUCUUACUAUCUCUCUCGCUCUACCUUUCUCUCCUUUUCUCUUCCUCCUACUCUCCUUCCUCUAUCAAUUCUGGCACCCUUUUUUAUCGCGCGCGUCUUUCUUCCUCAUUCGUUUACUCCUCGUCGAACACCCUUCUAACGUUGACGGUCACGUUACUCCUUCCUUCUCCUCCACCUCUUUUUCUUCUUCUUCUUCUUUUUCUUUUUCUUCUUCCAGACCUUUUCUUUUUCUCCAAUGCUUUCGUUCGUUCGUUCGUCCGUUCCUUCUUUCUUCAAACUCGUCUUUGUCCCUCUCUCUCUCUCUCUCCUCUCUCUCUCUCUCUCUCUCUCAACCUCUCCACUGGUCACACAUUGAAGCCGUCUUUCACUCACGUUCUUUCUUCUUUAUUUCUCCCGAUAGUAUCCUGCACGGCUGUUAGCUAUUACGCUCCUCUAUCCUUCCCGUUUGUCGUCGUGCACCGCGAGAGAAACCUCGCGACGAAUAGCGCACUUGCCGGCGGCGGCUCUUAUCGAAGGCCUCGUUUCCUCUUCCGAAGACCGUUCUCUUUUUUCCACAAUUCCACCGCCAGUGCGGCACGCGCAUUCGAGUUAUUAAAAUCUCUUCCUCACGCUUCUUGAGGACGUAACGCAGCCUCGUUGCGAACGACGUCAACAUCACCACCGUACACUUUCAUGGCGGCCAUCUUUUCGGAGGGAUACGCGAACGCAAAUCGCGGAACACACACACACACACACACACACACGCUCGCUUGCGUUCUUUAACGCGCGCGCACGUGCGAGUAUUGAGAGAACAUAUGCGGGACAGCGGCAGCAGUAUCAGCAGCAGCAAUAACAGUAACAAUAACAGUAAUAGCAACAGCAGCAAUAGUAGUAGCAAUAGCAGUAACACGCAAUGGCCGACAACCGAUCGACGUCGACAAAAAUCGAGACAAUCGUGACGCGUAGAUGACAGCAACAACGAAUACAACAGAGGGCUGGCACUUUUAGCCUCGCGCACUCACACACAUAUCAUUUACCGUGCCAGGCUGGCUGGCAAACAGGCUGUGAAGAGCAUGAAAGCAACGGUACAAUCAUUGAUAUGUUAAACGAUCGUAGAUAGGUAGCCUUGCGUGUAAUUAAAUGCCGAGCACUGCGAUAUCGGCGAUCUUUGCUCCAUCUAUCGGAUGAAAAUUGUACUAUCCCCAUUCUAGGAAAUUGUAUGUACCGUCGAGAGUACCGAUUCGUCUUUGUAGUAUUUUCUUUCUUUCCUUUCUUUUUACAGUUUCUUCUUCAAAAUGAACAU
This is a messenger RNA of Vespula pensylvanica (western yellowjacket), 1678 nucleotides long. RefSeq lists its product as uncharacterized. Bases 1 to 1014 code for a protein of 337 amino acids. Lineage: Eukaryota; Metazoa; Arthropoda; Insecta; Hymenoptera; Vespidae. The record is from RefSeq and is a predicted model, not a curated record. The transcript is spliced from 3 exons.